CAGUUGGACUGCUGGGAGUCGACGGCGGUGAUGGCGCCGCCGCGGUGGAAGUCCGGCGACGGGCGCCGCCGCCGGCUCCUGCUGCUCCUGUGCUGCUGCCUCCUCGCCUUCCCCUGCCACGCUCAACAAAUCACCAACACCAACACCAACAUCUCACACCGCUCCGAUCAAGGUGGCAUCCACUCGUUCGUGGGCACGUACGGGAUCAACUACGGCCGCAUCGCCGACAACCUGCCGCCGCCGGAGGUGGUGGCGCGGCUGCUGAAGCUGGCCAAGAUCCGCAACGUGAAGAUCUACGACGCGGAGCACAAGGUGCUGGACGCGUUCCGUGGCACGGGGCUCAACCUGGUGGUGGCCAUCCCCAACGAGUUCCUCAAGGACAUGGCGGCCAACCCGGCCAAGGCCAUGGACUGGCUGAACGAGAACGUGCAGCCGUACUACCCGUCCACGCGCAUCGUCGGCAUCACGGUCGGCAACGAGGUGCUGGGCGGCGCGGACACGGGGCUCGCCGAGGCGCUCGUCGGCGCCGUGCUCAACGUGCACGACGCGCUCAGGAUGCUCCGUCUGGACGCCAAGAUCGAGCUCUCCACGCCGCACUCGGAGGCCGUCUUCGCCAACUCGUACCCGCCGUCCGCCUGCGUCUUCAAAGACGACCUCAUGGUGUACCUCCGCCCGCUGCUCGACUUCUUCUCCAAGACCGGCGCGCCCUUCUACGUCAACGCCUACCCGUUCCUCGCCUACAUGAGCGACCCGUCGCACAUCGACAUCAACUACGCGCUCUUCAAGCCCAACGCCGGCAUCGUCGACCCCAAGACCGGCCUGCACUACGACAACAUGUUCGACGCGCAGCUCGACGCCGCCUACUUCGCGCUGGAGGCCGCGGGGUACUCGGGCAUGGAGGUGCGCGUGGCCGAGACCGGGUGGGCGUCCGCCGGCGACGCCACCGAGGCCGGCGCCAACAUGGAGAACGCCGUCACCUACGACCGCAACCUCAGGAAGCGCCUCUUCCUGCGCAAGGGGACGCCCUACAGGCCCGACCGGGUGGCCAAGGCCUACAUCUUCGCGCUCUUCAACGAGGACCUCAAGCCGGGGCCCACCUCCGAGCGACACUACGGCCUCUUCAAGCCCGACGGCAGCGUCUCCAUUAACAUCGGCCUCAAGGGGCUCCUGCCGUCGUCGGCGCCGCCGCAUCCUCUCCUGCCCUUCAAGAGAGUUGGAGCGUGGGGGUGGAUUGUACAGUACUCGGCUGCGCUUCUUCCAUGCACAUUGUUUUUUCUAGCAUUAGGGACAUGACCGCAGAUUAGCACCUACAUGCCUGCUUACUGUAUAGUGUGGUAGAUCCAUGCUUCUUGCACUGGAUGCUAGUUCAUGGCGCUUAUGAAGAGCUGCUCCAGGACAGGUGCAUGCAGUUUACUAACGCAAUUCUCUUUAUAGAAAAUCGCACUAUUGCGAAAUUCAAUGGAUGAUUCGGAGAUGGUUCAGAAUUUUA
Messenger RNA from Sorghum bicolor (sorghum), 1489 nucleotides. Its product is annotated as glucan endo-1,3-beta-glucosidase 14. Gene Ontology annotation, molecular function: hydrolase activity, hydrolyzing O-glycosyl compounds. The record is from RefSeq and is a predicted model, not a curated record. Gene Ontology annotation, cellular component: plasma membrane. The transcript is spliced from 3 exons. Gene Ontology annotation, biological process: carbohydrate metabolic process. NCBI's taxonomy places the organism in Eukaryota, Viridiplantae, Streptophyta, Magnoliopsida, Poales, Poaceae. The coding region runs from base 31 to 1293 and encodes 420 amino acids.